Ceratosolen solmsi marchali is the source of this 1108-nucleotide messenger RNA. RefSeq lists its product as uncharacterized. Lineage: Eukaryota; Metazoa; Arthropoda; Insecta; Hymenoptera; Agaonidae. The transcript is spliced from 5 exons. The record is from RefSeq and is a predicted model, not a curated record. The coding region runs from base 30 to 899 and encodes 289 amino acids.
AGUAGAAUUUUCACAGCUAUUAGUGCAUUAUGGAUUACCUAAUUCCAGUCCUAAUAAGUACGGAAAUGUCGACAAUACUUACGAAACAACAAAUUGUCGAUGCCAUCAAAGAAGUUCUAUUCGCAACGCUUACGAUUAAUCUAGAAAACGUGGAAACUUUCGAAUCGAUGACAAAGGCUAAUGAAAUGAUUAUCACAACACCCAAUGUACCGGACGCUUCAAGAAUCGAUUACAAUACUAAUAAUGAUUUGCAUACGAGAUAUAAGUUUUUAGAAGCAUUAGAUAAAAAAUUCAAUGAUAAUUACUCCAAGUCAUGCAAUAUAUGUUCAUUAUCCAACUACAGCGAUGAAAAAUCAAUAAUAUCUGAUAACAAGUGUUCGAUCGCAGAAACAGAUACCGUAAAGAUCAAGAAAACUAAAGUAACGAGGCGCGGUCCAGCUGCGUUGAGCAUAAUCGAAGAAGCGUAUAAAAAUUCAAUGAAAGUCCAGAACAAACUGGAAGAAUUAAAAGAGCUAAUCGUUACGGAUACAAAGCCGAAUCUGCGACUCUCGUCCAUCAUACGCCUGUCCAACCCGAAACAACAACGGAAGCAACAACAACAGCAGCACCAGCACCAGCAGCAACACGAGACGUUCACGCAAUGCGCGACUGCGCGUCGCCGCUUUGGCCAGCCUUCGGGUAGCGUUGCCCCUCCCGUCACGCCGACGUCCACGAGGCCGUGCCUCGCGCCGUCCUGCCGUUCUCCGAGGAAGAGGCUCCAAGAGUGUCGACCUCCCGUCCAAUACAGCCAGACUCUGUCAGUGCCGAUCAAAUCUCAGAGUCGCAAGGCUAAGUUCGCGCACGUCAAGAGCACCAUACCCAAGCCGACGACACAACUAGGGAAACGAAAGCCUCAAUGAGGAUCAACGUUCAUGGAAAGUUACGGCCUUUUUUUUGCCUUUUCACGUUAAUAGGCCAACUUUCGCCGCAUGAUGCGCGUGAUGAUUGGAGGAUACCUUUAUUGGUUAACGGUGAUUCGUUAAUCUGGACUCGUUCCUAGGUGAAGUAUGGCUACUGUGUUCCGUGUUGAUAAUGAGUGAUUCGGAGAUCCUCACCGCAAUCACCAAAG